Molecule: messenger RNA, 1397 nt
Organism: Beta vulgaris subsp. vulgaris (sugar beet)
Lineage: Eukaryota; Viridiplantae; Streptophyta; Magnoliopsida; Caryophyllales; Amaranthaceae
Product: lipid phosphate phosphatase 2
Exons: 8
Coding region: 231-1184 (317 amino acids)
Biological process (GO): phospholipid metabolic process
Molecular function (GO): phosphatidate phosphatase activity
Source: RefSeq, a predicted model, not a curated record
AUGUCAUUAUCUCUGUUGUUCCUUUCGUAUUAAACCCCUCCUCCCCUUCUCCUUCAUCUUUCCAGUACUGUACUGAUGAAGUCACUUUCUCAGUAGAUAAAACUUCAUUCCACAAACUGUAAUUCUUAAUAUCUCUCCUCUUAUAAUCCUCAAUUUUUCUCUCUUUUUCUUCCCCUAGUUAAUUAAUUCUGGAGCAUCACUCAUCACUUUAUCAUCAUUUUUUGGUGAAAAUGCCGGAAAUUCAACUUGGUGCUCACACUUUGAGAUCCCAUGGUGUGCAAGUAGCUAGAAUACAUAUGCAUGAUUGGUUAAUUCUUUUCCUUCUAGUGGUGAUUGAUAUUGCACUGAAUGUUAUCGAACCGUUUCACCGAUUUGUGGGGAAAGGCAUGAUGGAAGAUCUUAGGUAUCCUUUGAAAGGCAAUACCGUUCCUUUUUGGGCUGUCCCGUUUGUUGCAGUAUUGUUGCCCUUCUGUGUCAUUCUUAUCUACUAUUUCAUUAGGAAGGAUGUCUAUGAUUUUCAUCAAGCAACUCUCGGUCUCCUCUUUUCUGUACUUAUAACUUCUGUCAUAACUGAUGCAAUUAAAGAUGGAGUUGGUAGACCUCGUCCUGAUUUCUUUUGGCGUUGUUUCCCUGAUGGAAAAGAUGUCUAUCAUAAUGUCACAGGAGAUGUUCUGUGUACUGGUUUUAAAGCUGUCAUCAAAGAAGGCCAUAAAAGCUUUCCAAGUGGGCAUACUUCAUGGUCCUUUGCCGGUCUUAGUUUCCUAGCAUGGUACUUGGCAGGGAAAAUAAGGUGUUUCGAUCGAAGGGGCCAUGUUGCAAAGCUUUGCAUAAUUUUUUCUCCGAUACUUUUGGCUGCGAUGGUGGGAGUUUCUCGUGUGGAUGAUUACUGGCAUCACUGGCAAGACGUCUUUGCUGGAGGUCUGAUAGGUCUGGUGAUUGCUUCAUUCUGUUACUUACAGUUCUUUCCACCACCAUAUGAUACAGAUGGUUGGGGACCGCAUUCGUAUUUCCACAUGCUGGAAGAAUCAAGAAAUGGUGUACAGCGUCCAAGUACCCAAAUUGAUGCUCUUGGUGUUCGUCCUACAGAAUUGGAAAGCGUACAUGUAGAACCCCAGCAUGGUUCAAAUACACCAGAAUUUGGUUAUUUACGGAGAGAUGACAGGGAAGGUGGUAUGAGUCAGUGACCCCCAUUUUUGUAUAGUGUGUGUAAAUCAGUAGAUGAGUUGGCUUCCUUGUUGAAGUACUGAGACUAUUCUUGGCUGUAAUUAGGUUAAUAUUAGUAGUAAGUUCAUUUAGUGUCUAACGUAGAUACUUCAUUUCUGCCUUGGACGUCAAAGAAGAUCUUAAUUGAAAGAUGAUUGAAUAUGUUAUGGUGUUAUUUUUUAUUCCAUUUUGUU